UACCCUUCAACCCAUCGCACACUCUCUAUUCGGUCAAAACCAAAAACAUGAAUUCGGAAACGCAACACGGAACGGCGUCGUACUGGUGCUACAGCUGCACCCGCUUCGUCCACCUCUCCGCGCACCCCACCGUCGCCUGCCCCCACUGCCAGACAGGCUUCGUCGAAGAGAUCCGACCACCCGCCGACGCCUCCCCGCGCCACCGCCUCAGCCCUUUCCCCGACCACGACCCGCUUUCUCUCCGCCGUCAGGGCUUCCGCCGCCGCCGCCGAGACGCCGCCAACCGCUCCCCCUUCAACCCUGUCAUCGUCCUCCGCGGCCCCGCCGACGACGCCGACCAGGAUGCCGCCGCCGCCUCCUCCUUCGAGCUGUUUUACGACGACGGCGACGGCUCCGGCCUCCGCCCCCUCCCGCCCACCAUGUCGGAGUUCCUCCUCGGCUCCGGCUUCGACCGCCUCCUGGAGCAGUUCGCGCAGAUCGAGAUGAACGGCUUCGGCCGCCCGGAGAAUCCGCCGGCGUCGAAGGCGGCGAUCGAGUCCAUGCCGACGGUCGAGAUCGGAGAGGCGCUGGUCCAAACCGACGCGCACUGCGCCGUGUGCAAGGAGGCGUUUGAGCUUCACGCGGAGGCGCGUGAGUUACCGUGCAAGCACAUCUACCACUCCGAUUGCAUUCUCCCGUGGCUCUCCAUGCGCAACUCGUGCCCCGUGUGCCGCCACGAGCUUCCCUCCGAUUUGGAAACUAGGGUUCCGAGCCAGAUCGACGAGGAGGCCAUAGGGUUAACGAUUUGGAGGCUCCCCGGCGGGGGAUUCGCCGUGGGGAGAUUCUCCGGCGGUCGUAGGGGCGGCGAUAAUCACUUCCCGGUGGUGUACACGGAGAUGGACGGCGGGAUGAACGCGAACGGUGCUCCGAGGAGAAUUUCUCGGUCGGUGAGAAGCAAUAGGGUUAGGGAGAGUCGAGGGUUUGGUAGGGUUAUUCGCAAUUUCUUUUCAUUCUUUGGAAGAAUCGGUUCUAGGAACUCUUCUGAACAUGGGUCCGUGAGUAGAAGCCGUAGCCAAGUGAGUUCAUUGUUCAAUAGAAGCUCGCGGAGCCAUAGCAGGACUUGGGUCUUGGAUUGAUGAUAGGUGAUGCCAAUUUUGCUAAAAAUACUCUUUUUUUUAGAUUCAUUUCAUACUGUAAAUAGCAUGUAACUAGCAAAUAUAGAAGCAAUUGUAGUUUUCAGUUUCCCCUCUCUGUCGGAGAGUAUUAUAUGGAUUGAUUCAAUAUCAAUAGAAGCUGUGUUUUGCUUGUUCGGAAAUGGUGGCUCAAGGAAUGAAGAGUGCUAUUUUUUCGGUGUGGAAUUGAAUCAAACAUGUGUUGUGCGCUUUUACCAGUUGGCAAUCACUAACUGUAGCAGUGGACUGGGACAAGAAUGAUGCUUUGUUUCCCGUGAACUGAAUUAUUUGAUUUGUUUAUAAUAUCAUGUUAUAUUCUUUCAAGACUGUGUUUUCUGAGAUGCCUCUUUCAACUUGCGGCACCAUGAUGUUUUGACCAAUAUGCUGAUGAAGUGAUGAUGAUAAGUCACUUUUUCUGUGGUGUGAUCCUUUUAAGUUGAUUGGGGAUGGGAAGAGGAUGCUGCAUAGGAAAUGCAAUUUGAAUGAACAGCUGCUAAAUUGUUGUUGUAGUUUGGUAAUCAUAAUUCAUCUGAAAAAAAUGUCUCAAUUUUGAAAUGUUUUGUGCCCUUGUGCUGCAGGACUUUUGUUCUAUUAUUGAGCUACUUGUUGAUUGCAUGAUGAAUUCCUAAGUUUCAUGAAUCCCUCUUUUCACCUUUUGUUCUAGCAACUUGAUUAAAAGAUUAAAGGCAAUUUUUUAUUC
Messenger RNA from Cajanus cajan (pigeon pea), 1851 nucleotides. RefSeq names its product E3 ubiquitin-protein ligase RDUF2. The record is from RefSeq and is a predicted model, not a curated record. Gene Ontology annotation, molecular function: ubiquitin protein ligase activity. Lineage: Eukaryota; Viridiplantae; Streptophyta; Magnoliopsida; Fabales; Fabaceae. Gene Ontology annotation, cellular component: cytoplasm. Gene Ontology annotation, biological process: protein ubiquitination.